AUGGCUGCCACGAAGCAGGAAAUCAAUUUUACCAGACUUUUAAACCGUUGUGAGGUUAUGUUAGCCGACCAAAACAAUAAUGAUUGGCGGAUAACCAAGUAUGCGAGUGCAUUACAGCAACAGUUAAUUGAUUUGAAAAGAUCUCAGAGUAAGCCCCCUCCUGAUACACUAGCAGAAUACUGUAGAAAGGUUGAAGUAUUGAAAGGUUUAGUAGAAGCAAAACAAAUGCCAACUGUCAGUGAGAAGAUUCUAGUCACAGAUAGAAUACCAUCAGUCACAAGUACCAAUACACAUACUAAAGAAUUACAGAUAUCAGCUAAGUCCAAAUAUAGGAAAGAACAGAAAGAAGAACUAUUUGAAUCUAAAGGUAUUUUGCACUUGAUUAUAAUUUCAUGGAACAAUAACAUGGGAUAUUAUACUGAGGCUGCACUUGCUACAGUCUGUGUAAACAAACAAGAGGAAAAUGAUAUUGAUACGAUUCUACAACAUCAUCAUCAGAUACAAGAAAAAUUAGCUGAUGAAUUGUUAAAUUUAACUAGAAAUUUAAAAGAUAAUAUAAAAGUUUCAAGCAAAAUAGUGGUGGAAGACACAAAGAAAAUUCAAGAUAGUACCAAGUUAUCAGAUGUAAAUUAUUUUAAGUUAAAAGUUGAAAGUGAUAAAUUAGAAAGUCAUACUAAAGCCUGCUCCUGGUGGAUAUGGAUUAUGCUGGUUAUGGUAAUGGUGACUUUCUUAUGGAUGAUUAUGUUUAUGAAAAUGUUCCCUAAAAAGUGA
Lottia gigantea (owl limpet) is the source of this 771-nucleotide messenger RNA. RefSeq lists its product as hypothetical. The transcript is spliced from 6 exons. Gene Ontology annotation, molecular function: SNAP receptor activity. NCBI's taxonomy places the organism in Eukaryota, Metazoa, Mollusca, Gastropoda, Lottiidae. Gene Ontology annotation, cellular component: SNARE complex; endoplasmic reticulum. The record is from RefSeq and is a predicted model, not a curated record. The coding region runs from base 1 to 771 and encodes 256 amino acids. Gene Ontology annotation, biological process: retrograde vesicle-mediated transport, Golgi to endoplasmic reticulum.